Syzygium oleosum is the source of this 967-nucleotide messenger RNA. Its product is annotated as actin-related protein 2/3 complex subunit 3. The transcript has 5 exons. Gene Ontology annotation, molecular function: actin filament binding. The record is from RefSeq and is a predicted model, not a curated record. Gene Ontology annotation, biological process: Arp2/3 complex-mediated actin nucleation; regulation of actin filament polymerization. Gene Ontology annotation, cellular component: Arp2/3 protein complex; cytoskeleton. NCBI's taxonomy places the organism in Eukaryota, Viridiplantae, Streptophyta, Magnoliopsida, Myrtales, Myrtaceae. Bases 138 to 662 code for a protein of 174 amino acids.
CCUCCGAUCGGCUCUCCGAGAGCCGACAUCGAUCCCCGGGAUCCGCUCGCCAUCGCUCGGUCCCCAUCUCAGAGAAUUCGACGAACUCGACGUUCUGGGCAGUCGCAGUUUGAGCAUCGCAUCGACAGAGAAGCAGCAUGGUUUACCAUUCAAGUUUUUUGGACGAGGAAGGGAUUACUAAGGCAUGUGGGUGUCCUUUGCUUCCCUUAAAAAGCCAUAUAAAGGGUCCAGCUCCAACUUCUGAGCAACAUAGAACCGAUAUUGUUGAUGAAGCAAUCACAUUCUUCCGGGCCAAUGUCUUCUUUAGGAACUUCGAUAUAAAGAGUGCUGCGGAUAAGCUCCUUAUUUAUUUGACAUUCUACAUCAACGUGGCACUAAAGAGGCUAGAGGGCUGCAGAACUUUGGCUGAAGGGACCAAAGCUAUCAUUAACUUGGGUCUGGAGAAGGUCCCCGUGCCUGGAGAAUCUGGGUUCCCCUUUCCAGGCCUUUUUCCCUUGCCUCAGUCUCCACAGGAAGCAGAGCUGUUCAGGAAUUAUCUGAAGCAGAUAAGAGAAGAAACAAGCGGAAGGCUGCUGAGCGUUGCAUAUAGACCUAAUGGGACUCCAAACAAGUGGUGGUUAGCAUUUGCAAAGAGGAAAUUCAUGAACAUCAUCGUACCUUGAUCUGUGACAACGUUUGCUCGGAUAGUAGUGUUCUCAAGAACAAAUAAACCGGUCAAAUUCCACAAUACGUUUAGCUUUUCGUUGUUUCUCGGUGGUUCUUCAUUUCAAUGCUUGAAUUGUACGUGGCAUCGACGUGUUUCAUAUUGGAGCAGUUCUUCCUGAGUUGGGAAUUUCUCCCCAUGAAUGUAUAUGGCAGAUUUGGCUGGGUCAAGGGUUGCUGCUGGUAGAGGCCCCAAUUUGUAUCUGUCUGUCAUAAGUUGCUAACUUGAGAAAUACGUUUAUGUAAUAUCAAGCUCUUCGUUUAA